AUGAAUUUAAAAAAAAAUUAUUUAAUAGUUGUGAUGAAAAUUAUUUGUUUGCAAAGUGAUUGUAAAAAUAGUUGUGAUGACGAUUAUGAAAAUAGUUGUGAUGAUGAUUGUGAAAGUAAUUGUGAUGAUGAUUGUAGUGGCAUUUGCAAUAGCAAUUGUGAUAAAGAAUUAACUAAUAAUUGUGGACAAUUAGAUAAUACUUGA
Racocetra fulgida is the source of this 204-nucleotide messenger RNA. The record is from the annotation of a GenBank genome assembly. NCBI's taxonomy places the organism in Eukaryota, Fungi, Glomeromycota, Glomeromycetes, Diversisporales, Gigasporaceae.